UUACCGAAAGUUUCCGAAGGUGACGCCGCGCGCACGACCGAAGGGGACCAGAAAUGAGUGUCUGUGCGCGAGUGCUAAACUGAGCGGAGGUGAAGAAGAGGAGGAUGAAGCUUAGAGGGGAGGAUGAGAGGAAGAGUAUAGAAAGAGACGAGCUAACUAAGUGUAAAUGAGUGAGUGAAUGAGGAAGAAAGAAGACGGGUCUUCCGAGGGGCCAAAUUAAAGGACUUGGUGUUUUUGGGACGAGCUCCUCUGCUUUAAUAACGGAAACUUUCAACUUUUACCCGCGACAGCUUCGUCUGUUGUGCCUGGAACCGGCUUUGUUUCACGACGGGGGUGUCUACGAUAAAUGACGGAAUAAAAUUAACCCCCGUUGAUAUCUCGACCCGAGAGGGGAAUACCCUGGGAGUGAUUUUUGAUAAAAGUUAGCAGAGGAUGGCGGCCAACAUGUACCGAGUGGGAGACUAUGUGUACUUUGAGAACUCCUCCAGUAACCCUUAUCUGAUUCGGAGAAUAGAAGAACUCAAUAAGACGGCCAAUGGGAACGUUGAAGCAAAAGUGGUGUGUCUGUUCAGAAGACGAGACAUCUCAGGCAACCUCAAUACUCUGGCUGACAGUAAUGCAAGAGAGUUUGAGGAAGAGUCCAACCAGCCCAGCCUGGCGGAACAGCAGAAGCACCAGCUCAAACACAGGGAACUCUUCCUGUCCCGACAGUUUGAAUCCCUACCUGCCACUCACAUACGAGGAAAAUGUAACGUGACGCUUCUCAAUGAAACUGAUGUCCUGGCUGGUUACUUGGAGAAAGAAGACUGCUUCUUCUACUCGUUGGUGUUUGACCCAGUACAGAAGACGCUGUUGGCAGACCAGGGGGAAAUUCGUGUAGGCUCCAAAUACCAGGCAGAGAUUCCCGACAUGCUAGCUGAAGAUGAAACGGAUAGCCGAGUCCAGGAGAAGCUAGAGACUAAGGUGUGGGACCCCGACAACCAGCUCAAAGACCCACAGAUUGACCAGUUCUUGGUAGUUGCCAGGGCUGUUGGGACUUUUGCUCGAGCUCUGGACUGUAGCAGUUCAAUCCGUCAGCCCAGCCUCCACAUGAGCGCGGCUGCAGCUUCCAGAGACAUCACACUGUUUCAUGCCAUGGAUACACUGCAGAAGAACAACUACGACCUGGCCAAGGCCAUGUCCACGCUGGUGCCCCAGGGCGGCCCGGUUCUGUGUCGUGAUGAGAUGGAGGAAUGGAGCGCCUCUGAGGCCAUGCUGUUUGAAGAGGCUCUGGAGAAAUACGGCAAAGACUUCAACGACAUCCGCCAAGACUUUCUUCCCUGGAAGUCUCUAGCAAGUGUGGUGCAGUUCUACUACAUGUGGAAGACCACCGACCGCUACAUCCAACAGAAACGACUAAAGGCAGCAGAGGCGGACAGCAAGCUCAAACAAGUGUACAUACCAACCUACACCAAACCCAACCCCAACCAGAUCAUGGUGCCGGGCAGCAAGCCGGGAAUGAACGGAGCAGCAGGCUUUCAGAAAGGCCUGAGCUGUGAGAGCUGCCACACGGCUCAGUCUCCUCAGUGGUACGCCUGGGGUCCUCCCAACAUGCAGUGCAGACUGUGCGCCUCCUGCUGGAUCUACUGGAAAAAAUACGGAGGCCUGAAGACCCCCACUCAACUAGAGGGGGCCACGAGAGCGGGCUCUGAGGCGGGCCCCCGCGCCCACAUGACCCGCCAAGAAGUCCAGGGCCUGUCCCCUUUCACUCGCAACGAGGGCCGAGCCAAGCUGCUGGCCAAGAACCGCCAAACGUUCAUCCUUCAGACCACAAAGUUGACCCGCGUGGCGCGGCGUGUGUGCGAGGACAUUCUGCAGCCGCGGCGUGCUGCCCGCCGCCCCUACGCCCCCAUUAACGCAAACGCCGUCAAAGCUGAGUGUACGAGCCCAUUAGGCAUGAUCCGGCUGCCCAAAGCCACAAAGACCCCUGCAAAGAGCAAGUCUGUACCUCGCCAGUCACUAGCCAACAUAGUGAAAGAGUUAGCCAUUUCUGCUCCGCUGAAGCUGAAGGCGUCCAGAGGACCGCCAACGCCCAUCAACAGGAACCAGGCCAGCCAGCCGCGAGUAGCCCAAAGCCUGCUGGGAAAGAGAGGCUUCGACAGCGCGGCGGGGGCGGCGUUCCCAGCCAACGGACGGCCGUACACAUCAGGGAUGAGAACCACCUCCCAGUCGGUCAUCAAGCGGCAGAAGGUCAGCCAGGGUGAGGCUCCCAACCCCGUUGUGUUUGUCGCCACAAAGGACACCAGGGCCCUCAGGAAGCACCUGACCCAGUCCGAAAUGCGCAGAGCAGCCAGAAAGCCCCACCUCCUGGUCCGGAUCAAGCUACCGCCGCCGCCGCCCCGCUCCGUGCCCCUGCUGCCCUCCAGCACCAGCGAGACUAUCGUCCUGGAGGACUGAAGGGGGGCGGGUGGAGUUCCUGAGGGUGGGGGGGGCUGUGUUCACAAUUGUCUUAUUCCCCCUGAUUUUAGUCCCGUUUUUAUUCUUGACCCUUUAUUCCAUCCCUCAGUGAGACAGACUUUUCUAGCAUACCUUUUCUCUGUCACGCACACACGCGUACGUAGAUGCACGCCGACACGCCCCGCCGCCGGGGUUUGGGGCCGUUCGACGGCAGAUCAUCCUCCUUUUUUUAUGUCCCCCGUUUUAAUGUAUAAUUUAAUGCAGAGUAUCUUGUUUUGAAGCCACGGUGGGAGAGAACGCCGUCUUCACGCUUGGGUCUGACGCGGCGAUGCCGGUCAUGAGGCAGCAGGGGGGGGGGCAUCAGAUGUUUCCCUUCAGUAUUUCAGCGGUUCGGACCCCAGACCACAUCCAGACCCACAGACCCGUUUCACAUACGUCUCUCGUCUUUGCAGCUUCCUUUACGUGGAAGCUUUGAAAACGUCAGAAUAGCGCCUAGAAAAGAGAUUUAGCAGAACGGAGUCGAUGUUUUUUAGUGCGCACAGCAAGUUGUGCCCACUGAAACAAACUGAGGGCUGAGUGUCGGAUCAUAUCCGUGUUUUCUGUCCCGGAUCUCCAGCACCAUCAGUGGGCUUAGCGACCCUUUAGAACUGGUCUAGCAGGUCCACACGUGUUUUUUUAGACAUGCCAGUCUACAGACUUUCUUAGCUGAUGUGUUUUUUUUAGUACAGGGUGUGUCCGACCCGUCAUUCUCAAAGUCUGGACCAGCUGCUGGAGUCGGACCGGCGGCGUCACGCUCCAACACUCGGACUCUAAAGGAUCCGUUUACCUGCUUUCCACGCCGGUGUUUUUUGGUACUUUGCUUCAUUUUGCUAAGAAACCCAAAAAAAAAAGUCUCACUGCCACACAGAAGACGGGGUUCAGAACGGCGGCGGCGUUCAGGGAGCAGUUUCUUUUCUACCACGGAUCCGCCGUGUUCCAGAAAACACAAAACAAACCCUCAUGUGAAACAUUCAAUUUGGGCCAAACGCUGUUUUUCUUACACGAACAUUUCAGUCGAAGCAAUCGACCCGGAAGCGAGGCUUCUGUCAGCGAAUGUCCCUCCACCCCAGCUGGUUCUGACCCUCUGCCUGUACAGCCGUUACAGUUCUACGAUGUGAUUGGAUGAUCCAAUACCUGAGGUACCAUCCAUGUCUAAGCAAUUCCACUGAUUUUUAUGAGUGCACUUGGCCUCUAAAUCCAAUCCUUUGGGGUCAAUACGGUCUCACAAAAGAAAGGAAGGAAGGAAGGAAGGAAGUGGCCGUUUGAUUUUUCUAACUCUGCUCCGGUUCUGGAGGUGGAUGCCGUCCGUCUCCGUGGCGACUUGAGCCGGCUGAACAUCAUGAAACACUCAAAGGGACUUUGUGCUGAUUUUUGUAAAGUCGGACGGACAAACCUGCUCCAACUGAAACUUUUGCCCCAGUUUUUAUGAUCCUGUCUGUACCUGGAAAUAUAUCUUGAUAAGAAUAAAGAUUUUCUCCAUGGUUUAACAGGA
Molecule: messenger RNA, 3967 nt
Organism: Oryzias latipes (Japanese medaka)
Lineage: Eukaryota; Metazoa; Chordata; Actinopteri; Beloniformes; Adrianichthyidae
Gene: mta2
Product: metastasis associated 1 family, member 2
Biological process (GO): negative regulation of transcription by RNA polymerase II
Cellular component (GO): NuRD complex; nucleoplasm
Molecular function (GO): chromatin binding; transcription corepressor activity; sequence-specific DNA binding
Source: RefSeq, a predicted model, not a curated record